Talpa occidentalis (Iberian mole) is the source of this 1283-nucleotide messenger RNA. RefSeq names its product cyclic AMP-responsive element-binding protein 3-like protein 3. Lineage: Eukaryota; Metazoa; Chordata; Mammalia; Eulipotyphla; Talpidae. Gene Ontology annotation, biological process: regulation of transcription by RNA polymerase II. Gene Ontology annotation, molecular function: DNA-binding transcription factor activity, RNA polymerase II-specific; RNA polymerase II cis-regulatory region sequence-specific DNA binding. The record is from RefSeq and is a predicted model, not a curated record. The transcript is spliced from 6 exons. The annotation marks the transcript as partial. Gene Ontology annotation, cellular component: nucleus.
CAGCCGCAUCACCCCACAGCCCCUCACCUGUUGCGACCUGGGAUCGGGCAGAGUCAGGAACUGGUGUUGACAGAGGAUGAGAAGAAGCUGCUGGCCAAAGAAGGCAUCAUGCUGCCCACCCAGCUGCCCCUCACCAAGUAUGAGGAGCGAGUGCUGAAAAAAAUCCGCCGGAAAAUCCGGAACAAACAGUCUGCCCAAGAGAGUCGGAAAAAGAAGAAGGAAUAUAUUGAUGGCCUAGAAACUCGAAUGUCAGCCUGUACUGCUCAGAACCAGGAACUUCAGAGAAAGGUCUUACAGCUUGAGAAGCAGAACCUGUCCCUCUUGGAGCAGUUGAAGAAGCUGCAGGCCAUUGUGGUACAGUCCACCAACAAGUCGGCCCAAACGGGCACCUGCAUAGCUGUUCUGCUGCUCUCCUUCGCCCUCAUCGUCCUCCCCUCCAUCAGCCCCUUCACCCCCAACAAAGCGGAGAGCCCCGGAGAUUUCGCACCUGUGCGAGUUUUCUCCAGAACUUUGCACAACGACGCUGCAUCCCGUGUGGCCCCCGACAUCACGCCAGGCUCCGAUGCUCCAGGACCCCAGCUCAAGACUGGCACACCCCAAGAAGACCCUCCAGGAAGCCCUGGGGCAGACUGGGAAUCCCAAGACGUGCAAGCUAUGGACAACUCGACAGAGGAACUGGACAACUCGACCCUGGUCCAGGGCAACAUAAUGGAGCUGGACUGGGCCUCCCUGCUGGACUGGGCCACCUUGCUGGACUGGGCCUUGCCUAAACCAGUGUUCAGCCCAGGGCUUUUGGGUCUGGAGGCAGCAGGGGAGGAGUUGUGAGCACGACCCAGACAUGCCCCAGGCCCCUCUGCCCAGGACCACUUCAGUGCAUACUCAGUGGACAACAGGUGUGGGGACUGGAGGCAAGGUGGAGAUGCAGUGGACAUGCCAGGAUGGCCAUGCACAAAUUCACACUCUCCCGGGACCCAGACACCUGCAGAAACUGAUGCUCAAAAGCAAGGCCACAAAGCCUUAAGAAAUACACUGACCCAGCCGGCAGAGACAGGCAGGCGCAUGCAGACUGAGCCACAGACCCAAGCAACCACACUGGCACAGCAUGCCUCACCAGCUCCCUGCCCGGGACGCCUCCCUGCCCGGCCGGUCGCACUGGGAGGAGGAAGCAGCUAAGACCGCAGGGAUCCUGGCUCCAGAGAAUGAGCUGGGUUCCAAAUUCGGGGUGGCCACGGCCCAUGGCGAUUCCCUUUUCUAAAACUGCUGUUAAUCCUUAAUAAAAUAUU